Messenger RNA from Parathielavia appendiculata, 2679 nucleotides. Its product is annotated as kinase-like protein. The transcript is spliced from 2 exons. The record is from RefSeq and is a predicted model, not a curated record. Bases 1 to 2679 code for a protein of 892 amino acids. Gene Ontology annotation, molecular function: protein serine/threonine kinase activity; ATP binding. Gene Ontology annotation, cellular component: cytoplasm; nucleus. Gene Ontology annotation, biological process: protein phosphorylation. NCBI's taxonomy places the organism in Eukaryota, Fungi, Ascomycota, Sordariomycetes, Sordariales, Chaetomiaceae.
AUGAGCGGUGUUAACGCGCAAAGCAGGUCUGCCGCGGCAGAAGACGAUGGGUCGGAUCAGAUAGGAGUUGACUCGCCGAGGUCUGGCGUUGCAACUCCGCAGCCAGAUCUCCAAGACAGACGACUGCCGGGAAUCAUGAGCUACUUCAACCAGGUUCGUACAAGCUCUCUUCAGCGACUGUGGCCGGGUUCUUUCAAGUCAAACGGGCAAGCCGCAACCUUCUCGAAGCCCGCGGCACCAAUCCUCGAAGGACAGUUGCAAGCUGCAACAAUGGUAGAGCUGCCACCCUCUCCUGCUGAGCCAGACUUGUGGACGGACUCGUCAAACGAAGGUCCCGCCCUCCUGGCAGAUGAGAUGCCGGGACCUGCUGCACGCCUGAUGCCGCGGGAAGAUGGCCAGCCCCAGUCAUGUCCCACCCCUCCCACGUCGCAGCCUUCUUCACUCCGCAACUUUCCAGAGGAUCUCUCAAGCCAGAAGUCGACGCAGGGGACUCCUCCGAUCUCACGGUCAACCAGCCUGUGCCAUCUGAACAUCCCGGAGUCCGGGAAAGACAAGGCUCGGAGACCGUCUCUGCUGGCACCCCUGACGACCAUGGUUAGCCAAUCCAACAUAGCUGCUCCUCACCUCUCAAAUCCCGUCGGACGAUCUUCUACUGUGCCUAGUUCUCCGAGCCGUGCACGCCCUGCUGCCAGCGUUCGGGGCUUUUCCUACGAGUCAGCCUCUACGCUAUACCUCAAGCAGAAGCUAACAACCCCAAAGAGCGGUGCAACCACCCCGACCCGUGCUCUCUCCUCAACUCGCGCUCACAGCGAUGAGGACACGAGGCCAAAGAAUGGAGAAAGAAUUGAUCGGACUGCGACGGCCACGCCGACGCCUCAGGGAGCUCAGGCGCCUGCGGCCCGGGGGAAGCUCACCAUCAAGGUCACUGAGGCCCGAGGCCUGAGGAAGUGCCGAGACCCCUACGUAGUGGUGGUCUUUCAACGCAGUGAGCUCAUAUCAUCCGGCCCUCGUCCCUCUGAGGAUGACGAAGAGGCUGCCAUCUCUGCCGUCGCCAUGGGCGGCAUCCCCAUGAAGCGUCAGGGGAGCGAUUCCGGCAGAUCCAUGGCUAUACCCAUGCGGAGUAGACAGAGCAGCAACACGAGCUUGAGCGACUUCAACACCUUCCGCAACCGCAACUCGCGUCGUUCUUUCACUAAUCCGAAAUGGGAUGCCGAGGCCAUAUUCGACGUGGUCGACUCUGAUAAGCUAGUCGACAUUUCAGUUUAUGGCCAGGGCCAGAACGGGGAGGAGUUCCUUGGUCAUGUCGACUUUCAAGCCGUGACCUCGGAGCGAGAGGCUCCCGUCCGAAGAUGGUUUCCGCUGAAAGGCCACGCAGAUACCAUGGCCGAGAAUGCGCCUACAGGCGAAAUUUUUGUCGAGUCAUUCUACCAGCGAGCUGAGCAGAAGCACUUUGGGCCCGAAGAUUUCCAAAUUCUGCGGCUCAUUGGAAAGGGCACCUUUGGCCAAGUAUACCAGGUGCGGAAGAAGGAUACCAAGCGCAUCUAUGCCAUGAAGGUCUUGUCCAAGAAGGUCAUUGUGCAGAAGAAAGAGGUCGCGCAUACCGUCGGGGAGCGCAACAUCCUGGUACGGACGGCCAUGUCGGACUCGCCCUUCAUUGUCGGCCUGAAGUUCUCAUUUCAGACACCCUCGGACCUCUACCUUGUGACAGACUACAUGUCGGGAGGGGAACUCUUUUGGCAUCUGCAGAAGGACGGCAAGUUCGAGGAGAAGCGGGCCAAAUUCUACAUUGCCGAACUCAUCCUCGCUAUCCAACACCUGCACGAGAACGACAUCGUUUAUCGCGAUCUGAAACCUGAGAACAUCCUUCUGGACGCCAACGGCCACAUUGCGCUGUGCGAUUUUGGCCUCUCCAAGGCAAAUCUGACCAAAAACGACACCACCAACACGUUCUGCGGCACGACAGAGUACUUGGCCCCCGAAGUGCUUCUGGACGAGAGCGGUUAUACCAAGAUGGUGGACUUUUGGUCGUUGGGCGUUCUUGUCUUUGAGAUGUGCUGCGGUUGGAGCCCAUUCUAUGCCGAAGAUACCCAGCAAAUGUACAAGAACAUCGCUUUCGGGAAGGUCAGGUUCCCUCGCGACACGUUGUCCUUGGAAGGGCGGAACUUCGUCAAGGGGCUACUCAACAGGAAUCCCAAGCAUCGGCUCGGCGCCACAAACGAUGCCGAAGAACUCAAGCAGCACGCCUUUUUCGCAGACAUUGAUUGGGAUGCCCUUUCGAAGAAGCUCAUCACGCCGCCCUUCAAGCCGCAGCUCAAGAACGAUACCGACGUCUCGUACUUUGAUCCCGAGUUUACCAACGCGCUCGACACCAAUGGAUCCCUCAACGAGCGCGCAGCAGCCCUGGCGAAGGGGUACGCGACGUCCACUCCGCUCUCGCCUUCGGUGCAAGCCAACUUUCAGGGCUUCACUUUUGUCGACGAGAGCGCUCUGGACGAUCACAUGAGGGACAGGUACGGGAAGUACGAGGACGAGGACAACGACGAGGAGAUGGACGAUUCUGAUCGCAAGAAGGACUCUGAUUGGGAUGAUGAUGUGCGCAGCCCCAACCGCAUGAGCGGAAUUCUGCGGGGCAGCAACAAUGACGAGCAGAUGUUUGGUGCGUCGGGCUUCGACAUGUAA